CAUCACGUUAUCAACGUGUUGCAAAACUUGGACCUUGCAUCUUUGAAGAGACUGUUCAUGGCAAGUUGACUGAUUUAGAAAUGGAGAUGCCAGUUGACUUGGAGGAUUUGAAAGAAGUAGUAGUCGGACCUCUUUGA
Molecule: messenger RNA, 137 nt
Organism: Ambispora leptoticha
Lineage: Eukaryota; Fungi; Glomeromycota; Glomeromycetes; Archaeosporales; Ambisporaceae
Source: the annotation of a GenBank genome assembly